Molecule: messenger RNA, 2046 nt
Organism: Desarmillaria tabescens
Lineage: Eukaryota; Fungi; Basidiomycota; Agaricomycetes; Agaricales; Physalacriaceae
Exons: 4
Coding region: 1-2046 (681 amino acids)
Biological process (GO): transcription initiation at RNA polymerase I promoter; nucleolar large rRNA transcription by RNA polymerase I
Cellular component (GO): RNA polymerase I upstream activating factor complex
Molecular function (GO): rDNA binding; RNA polymerase I general transcription initiation factor activity
Source: RefSeq, a predicted model, not a curated record
AUGGACGACGAAGGCCACGUCGACGAUACCGAUAACGACGCUCGUAACUCUAUGCUCUACGUUGACCAGUUUCGUCACCAUCUCUCUCAGCUACAAGCACAGACAGACAGAAGUGGGUCGGACUAUAUCCCUCCAACAGGAUAUUGGACCCCCUCGGAGAAGGAUAUUUUCUUCCAUGCAUUAUCCGUAUACUCUACUCUACGGCCGGAUCUUAUUGCAGCGCAUCUUCCACACAAAUCCGUUGUCGAUGUAUGCGCAUAUAUCGACCUUCUUGCUGAGGCGUCUGCGAAGGACCAAAAUCACUUAUCACGAUGCGAUUUUAAUAUUUCUAUGGAAGUCUCAGAGGACUGGAUUCGAUUGGAAGAGGUAGAGGGGGCACAGUUGAGCAUACAUGAAGGGUCAUGGGAUAAUGCGGCGCAACGCAGAGCGAACCAAGAAUUCGUCCAUCAAGAGGAGACACGGUUAUUCGGUGACAAUACAGACCAUCGCCACCCUUUACGCGACGAGUUCGACUCUUGGAAGAGCACACACGAGGCUUCCUGGGCCAGACUGGACGCCCUGAAAUGCAUGACCCCCAAGCAGUUGACCGUCCUAGACAGCAUUCUUAGCCGAGACGAUGAUAGCGAAGAUACUUUCACGAUCGAACUGGCAGGGGACACGGUUUCUCUGGAACAGGUUAAGCCAGUUCAAACAGCCCCUUCCGUGUCGCCUGGGACGUCUGUAGCUGUCGCUGGCACAAGUCAAACGGGUGAUCGUGCGGUUGACCCCAUUCUAAUUGCAGAAUCUUCGGCCAUGGUAGCAGAGCAGUCGCCUGCAACCACCGCGUUGUCAUCGCUCACGCCACCGCCCCCUUCGCCGACACCCUCUCCCUCAAUUCCCGAUAUCGAACCUACUCCAGAUCUAUCUCAGCUCUCACCGAAAUCUCGACGGCGAUACCAGAAACGUUUGUACAUGAGGCGGAAGCGGGCCGAGGCGAACGGUGGAGAAGUGGUCCAUAACAUUGGAAAGCUUCGCCCUGGCCGAAAGCAAAAGUCGAUGCUCCCGAAGAAAAAGACUAUGGAAGAGAAGAUAAGUAACGAGUAUAUUCAAUCUGGGGAAGAAAGUUGCGAUAACGAAGAAGCACAAAGGCAGCUGAGCAAUAAUGAUCAUGGGACAACCACGCAGGAAAGGGAUGGUUCAUGCGGUCUCAGCACCCAAACGCCGGGAAACACGAGGUGUGCGGAGCAACAGGGUGAUGUAGAAGUCGAAGUUAGAGCCGCGGAGACAGAGUUUCAUCAUCGUCGUGCUUCAGGGAAAAUGGAAGCGGCAAAGUUCAAGCAGCUGCUUGAGGAGCGUGGCCUGCUUAACGUCUCUCCACUAGGCAGGCUCAUGAAGACGUACAAGUCUGUGUAUGAAGAACCAACAGAUCACCCCACAGUAAACACGACUAUAUCAGCUGAUACGUUUCGCCUGUUGCAUGCGAUCAUCGUAGAAUUUACGACCAACGUCAUUCGCCGUUCUAUCGUCUACCGAGAACAGGAUAAUCUUCUCAAAGCCAAUAGGAAAGUAUGGAAAGGUGAUAGAAACGUUGGUAUUCUCCGUAUCAUAAGUGAUGUUUUUCCCCAGCACAUAAAACAUGCAUUACACAUGAUGGGGAUGCCGCAUUUAUUGAACUUGAUGCGCUCUUUUGGAGGCGACGAGGAUGCAAUUGACGCGGAAAACGAAUCAGUCAUCGAUACAGAGUCGUCUAACGAAGCUGACGAGAAGGUUGAGGGUGAAGGCGGCAAGGAAGAAGAUUCGGAUAGUGAAUCCGAAGGAUCGAUUGAAUGCGACGAGCAAGAGGAUUCUAUGACCUUACCUCUGUAUCGCGAAAUGAACCCAGCAGUCAUUCGAUUAUCGUCAUAUUUGUGUUCGUCUUCGGAGGAUAUACUUAUGUCGUCUGACACGGACGAAGAGCUGUUAAUGGAAGAGCUGGAAGAGGAGUCUGAUCUAGACGAGCAGGACACAUUGUUAGAACAAAAGUACCAGCAGGAUCUAUGGGAUAUGGGAUUUCAACCGAUAGAGUAA